Molecule: messenger RNA, 291 nt
Organism: Cooperia oncophora
Lineage: Eukaryota; Metazoa; Nematoda; Chromadorea; Rhabditida; Trichostrongylidae
Source: the annotation of a GenBank genome assembly
AUGAAAAAGAAGAACCUAAUGACACUCACUGUGGAUGGUAAAAGCAACUUGAACAUCAUGAAGAAGAGCAAGAAGCAUGAAACUGUCACCAAAGAUCCGAUCUACCUUGGUGGUGUGCCGGAGUCUGUUACCAACAAAGGCCUGGAAACUCGAGAGCCAUACGUCGGCUGCAUGCAUAUCAUGAGUCUGGGAGGUGGUAAGAAGGACAAGAUGAGAAGAAAGAAGCAGCUUGACGUCUCCACAUUGGACAUCUACGGUGACGUGAACAAGCAGGAAUGUCCGCUCAACUGA